This is a messenger RNA of Ananas comosus (pineapple), 3103 nucleotides long. RefSeq lists its product as uncharacterized. The coding region runs from base 57 to 2780 and encodes 907 amino acids. The record is from RefSeq and is a predicted model, not a curated record. The transcript has 13 exons. Lineage: Eukaryota; Viridiplantae; Streptophyta; Magnoliopsida; Poales; Bromeliaceae. Gene Ontology annotation, molecular function: protein binding.
UCCCACUUCCUUCUCCCUCCCAAAACCCCGCUCGUUACUCCUCUCUCCCCUUAUCCAUGUCUCUUCCUCCUCACCACCCGUUCUCCUCCAAGGUUUACAAAUCCAUGGCGUUUCCCCUAUCCUUGAGCCGAAACUUCCCCCACGCUUCUCCUCUGUCCCAUUCGAAGCCCCGAGCAUCCCCCGUCCUCUUUGCGGUCUCCACCCCGGAGAGGAAGGGCCGGAGGAAGAAGCAAUCUUCCAAGGACGACGAAUCCUCUUCUUCCUCCUCCUCCUCCUUUUCUUCAUCAUCGAGCGCCACGGUGUCGACGGCGGAGAAGGGGCUGAGGUUCACCUUCAUGGAGGAGCUCAUGGAGCGCGCCCGUAAGCGCGACUCCGCCGGCGUCACCGACGUCAUCUACGACAUGGUCGCCGCCGGCCUCAGCCCCGGCCCCCGCUCCUUCCACGGCCUCAUCGUCUCGCAAACCCUCUCCGGCGAUGAGGAGGGCGCGAUGCAAACUCUCAGAAGGGAAUUGAGUGCAGGCCUACGUCCGCUACACGAAACAUUUGUUGCUCUGAUCCGCUUGUUUGGUUCCAGAGGCCGUGCAACUAGGGGCAUGGAAAUUCUCGCAGCCAUGGAAAAAUUAAAAUUUGAUAUCCGCAAAGCUUGGCUUGUUCUUGUUGAGGAGCUGGUCAGGAACCGCUAUUUGGAUCAUGCCAAUACGGUAUUUCUUAAAGGAUCUAAAGGUGGAUUAAGAGCGACUGAUGAACUUUACGAUCUCCUCAUUGAAGAAGACUGUAAAGCUGGAGACCAUUCUAAUGCUCUGACCAUUGCAUAUGAGAUGGAGGCUGCAGGAAGAAUGGCCACCACAUUCCACUUUAAUUGUCUUCUUAGCGUACAGGCAACUUGUGGAAUACCAGAAAUAGCAUUUGCAACAUUUGAGAAUAUGGAAUAUGGUGGUGAAGAUUUCAUGAAACCUGACACUGAAACAUAUAAUUGGGUUAUACAAGCAUACACUAGAGCAGAGUCCUAUGACAGGGUGCAAGAUGUAGCGGAAUUAUUGGGAAUGAUGGUUGAAGAUCACAAGCGUCUACAACCCAAUGUGAAGACUUAUGCGUUGUUGGUGGAAUGCUUUACAAAAUAUUGUGUUGUUAAGGAAGCAAUCCGGCAUUUUCGAGCCCUUAAGAGCAUCCCUGGUGGGACAAAAGUUCUAUACAAUGAAGGAAACUUUGGUGAUCCACUCUCUCUUUAUCUUCGAGCGUUAUGUCGGGAAGGAAGAGCUGUUGAGUUGCUUGAAGCUUUGGAAGCAAUGGCUAAAGAUAAUCAACAUAUUGUACGAAGAGCAAUGAUGUUGAGCAGGAAAUAUCGCACGCUAGUGAGCUCCUGGAUAGAACCUUUACAAGAAGAAGCUGAUGUUGGAUUCGAAAUUGAUUAUGUUGCAAGGUAUAUAGCGGAGGGAGGUCUUACAGGAGAGCGCAAGCGGUGGGUGCCGCGCAGGGGGAAAACUCCUUUGGAUCCGGAUGCCCUGGGGUUUGCUUAUUCCAAUCCUGUGGAAACAUCUUUCAAACGGCUCUGUUUAGAGGAAUGGAGGAUCUAUCAUCGUAAACUCCUGAAAACUUUAAGGAAUGAGGGGCCUGCAAUUUUAGGCGAUGUUUCUGAAGCCGAUGUUCUUAGAGUAGAGGAGCGUUUGAAAAAGAUUAUCAAAGGGCCAGAUCAGAAUGUGUUGAAACCAAAGGCUGCCAGUAAAAUGGUAGUAUCAGAAUUAAAGGAGGAGCUAGAAGCACAAGACUUACCUACAGAUGGAACUAGACAAGUACUUUAUCAGAGAGUACAAAAAGCAAGAAGAAUUAACCGUUCACGUGGCCGGCCACUUUGGGUUCCUCCAGUGGAAGAGGAGGAAGAAGAGGUUGAUGAAGAGUUAGAUGAACUAAUAUUUCGAAUUAAGCUCGAAGAUGGGAACACAGAGUUUUGGAAAAGCCGUUUUAUGGGUGAAACUUUAAAUAUUCAGGAUAGGACCAUUGAUGCGGGCGAUCCAGAUAUUCCUGAUAUGUUGGAUGAUGAUGUGGUAGAGGAUGUGGCAAAAGAAGCAGAGGAAGAUGAGGCAGAUGAGGAGGAAGAAGUUGUGGAACAAACAGAAAGUCAAGUUGAAGUUGGUGAUAUUAGUAAGGACAAAGAAGUUGAGCGAGCUAAGCCUCUUCAAAUGAUUGCCAUACAACUAUUGAAGGAUUCAGAGGAAACAAAUACUACAAAAAAAUCACAGAGGGCUGCUCGGGCAUCUGUCGAGGAUGAUGAUGAUGAAGAUUGGUUCCCAGAGGAUGUCCAUGAAGCAUUUAAGGUCAUGCGAGAGAGAAAGAUUUUCGACAUACAAGAUAUGUUUACCAUUGCGGACGCUUGGGGGUGGACAUGGGAGAGGGACUUGAAGAAUAAAAUGCCUCGGAAAUGGUCACAAGAAUGGGAGGUUGAGUUAGCAAUCAAAAUCAUGCACAAGGUGAUAGAAUUGGGUGGGAUGCCAACCAUUGGAGACUGUGCCAUGAUUCUGCGUGCUGCCAUAAGGGCGCCUCUUCCUUCAACUUUCCUAACAAUAUUGCAGACAACACACAGUCUUGGUUAUGUUUUUGGAAGCCCAUUAUAUGAUGAAGUCAUCAUCCUGUGCCUCGAUCUUGGGGAAGUUGAUGCGGCUAUUGCAAUAGUUGCAGAUAUGGAGACUAGCGGAAUCAAAGUUGCAGACCAAACCCUAGACAAGGUGCUUUCUGCUAGACAAUCUGUUGAUUCUCCAACAGACGAGUCAUCUAUUAUGGAGUGAGUCAUUCUUAUGGUGACAAUUAUCAAGCCUUACUAAAGUUUGAGAACGAAUGAUAUAUUGCUAUUAAAUUGAAGCUCAAUGUGGAGUUUUGUCAAGAAGCUGCAUGCAAAUUUUGGAACUCUAGAGAGGGAAAAAAUGCAGUGAGUUCGUCAGAUUGGUUUAAUCAAUCCGUCUGGUCAUUCGUUCAUGUGUAAAUGGACCCUUUUUCUUGUUUUAUUUUGAAGGGUCAUGUUGCUGUAUACUAAGAAAAACAAGUCAUUUCUUACAAUUGUUUCAAGUGAGAAUGUAUAUUAUGGAAGGAAAAUGGGCUUUUUUUGCAUUUA